UUCUGGCUGCUGCUGCUGCUGCUGUUGCUGCUGCGGCGGCUGCUGCUGCUGCUGUUGCUGCUGCGGCUGCGACUUCCACUUCUUCUUUUGAUGUUGCAGAGUUCAUGAACGUUUAUUUCUCCUUUCUUCAGAUUGUUUACAUUCAAUCAUGCCGGAAACUAGUAAAGCACGAAGUAAUGCUAAGUGGGAUGAUGAUGCCAACAUUAAAUUUAUAGAUUUGUGUGAAAAUGAGAUUAGACAAGGAUGUAGACCACACACUCAUUUAAAUAGAGAUGGAUGGAACAAUGUUGUUGAAGAAUUCAAUAGAACCAUGGGAAGAAACUAUGAUAAAAAAACAAAUGAAAAAUCAUUGGGAUAACAUGAAAAAAGAUUGGAUUCUUUUUAAGAAGUUGAUGAGAGGGGAGACAGGUUUAGGAUGGGAUGCCACGAAAAAUACAAUUAUGGCAGAUGAUGAUUGGUGGGAGCGAAAAAUUAAGGAGGAUGAUCGAUACAAUAAGUUCAGGAAAAUAGAUCUUUCACUUAUAUGGUAUCGCUAUAAUGCGUUGUUUUCUGAUAUUGUUGCUACUGGAGAAAGAGCACGUGCAGCGAAUCAAGAACAAAUGUCUGGCAUUCGAGUAGAGCGCACACUUGGCGUUUGGAAAGCAAGAUGGUCUAUUUUGAGAGACAUGCCAUACUAUCACGUUGACACACAAAGGGACAUCGUGCUUGCUACUAUGGCCAUUCACAAUUAUAUUAGAAAGAAAUGCAAUGUGGAUGAUGCAUUCCAAACAGCCGAGAAUGAGAGCUAUAUUCCAUUGGUUGAUUCUAAUGAUAUUGGCAUAACUUCAAGAGCUAACAAUGUAGAUGUCGAAGAUGUAGGAGAACAAAAUGAUGUCUAUUGGAUGGAGUUUCGUGAUAUGAUUGCUAGUGACAUUUGUAAUGCUUGAUGCUUGUAUUAUAUGAAUAUUUUCCACUUCUUCUAUUUAUAGUGGAGUGUUUUCGGUUGUAUUAGCACUUUUAUUUUGUGUCAAAUUCUCCAUCUUUGACACCCGUGCUUUAUUAGA
Lycium barbarum (goji berry) is the source of this 1043-nucleotide messenger RNA. RefSeq lists its product as uncharacterized. The coding region runs from base 273 to 926 and encodes 217 amino acids. NCBI's taxonomy places the organism in Eukaryota, Viridiplantae, Streptophyta, Magnoliopsida, Solanales, Solanaceae. The record is from RefSeq and is a predicted model, not a curated record. The transcript is spliced from 2 exons.